Molecule: messenger RNA, 1575 nt
Organism: Plasmodium coatneyi
Lineage: Eukaryota; Apicomplexa; Aconoidasida; Haemosporida; Plasmodiidae
Exons: 2
Coding region: 1-1575 (524 amino acids)
Source: RefSeq, a predicted model, not a curated record
AUGAUUAAUAAGGUGGUCUGGUUGGUAGCUCACCUUUAUUUGUGCGCAGCGUACAUUACAGAUGUGAAUGAGGAUUUUCGUCCGACGAAACUGCACGAAGGAGACCGGCACAGCAGCCACCCCCCGGUUCUCAUAGAGUGCUUCUCCAGCAAUUGCAAAGAAGGCAGUAGGAGUAGACAUGUCAGUGAGGGGUUGACGAAGAUACGGGAAGAAUUCUUUAGCGAGUCGGAUCAAAGAAAUGAGGAUGGGGGGAAGGGGUCCUUCGUCACGACUCACGCGAAGGACGAGCAGGAAAUGUGCGACGGAAAGUGGGGACUGCAGAAAAAUCAGCUGAUUAUGCCGAACGGCGACGGCGUCGAUAGUAGCGUGCUGAGUCGGGGGAACAAGACGUACUACGAGAAAAUGCUGAUGCACCUGUUUAGUUUGGCCAUCCUCCUCUACAGCAACAAGUCCUACUUGGAAAAAAUGGCCAGCCAACUCCCCCAAGAGCACUACCUAUGCUACAAAGACCUGCAGCAAAACAUGAACCGCAUAUAUGAAAAUAACUUCACCCAAAUGUAUGAAGAGUUUUUUCACCUUGAAGAAAAAGAAAAGCUAAUUGAGCAAAGAGGAAUUGAAAAAUAUUACUACGCCUUUAACCGCAUGGUGUACACGUUGCAGUUUUUCCUUUAUGAAAUUUUACAGAAGGAGGAUGCUCUACACCGAAGCUUUGAGUCCUUACCUGUAGAAUAUGGAUUGCAAAGAAACGAACUAGUAGACACCGUUACCAAGUCGACUCCAAGUCAUAUGGAUGAUAUUUAUUUUAAAACGUAUAAGUUCUUUGACUCCAUGUGCUCCUGUCUGGAUUUAUCCUCCUCCUUUAACUUUACCUACGUCGGCAAGAAGAUGCCUAAAAACCUGAACGAAGAGGGAAGCUUCCACAGAAAAAUCCCCUUGGAAAUGAAAAAAAUAAAUGAGUACAUAACCAACACACAUAACAACAUAGUGGAGUACAUAAAGGAUUUAAGUUCCUAUUUCAAAAAAUUUUUUGAUUAUGCCGCUGGGGAAAAUCUAUUUUGCGAGCCUGUGUUGUAUUGCUAUUCACUCUUUUUGGACUACUACCUAUCGACGAUGGAUCAACUAAUGGUCUACCUGAACCUUCACUUAAAACACCCCAUCAAUAAGGAAUCGCAAGAAAGCCUCAGCCAUAUAUACAAAGAAAUAAAAACGCAUGCAGAUAAUUUGGGGUGCACUAUGCGAUCCUUCUUCUUUAAGAAGAAUAUUAAAUCCGACCCCGAGUUGUCCAUCAUUUCUUUUUUCACAGAUUCUAAUUUUAGGCAUCGGCUAGUAGAUAAGUAUAACAACGAAAAGUACGCCAAUUUUAUUUCCCUCAUGUUAAGCAUCCUUGGCUACCUCCGCGUCCUCGUGGCUUCCAUCACUUCCCUUGUCACGCUGCAAACGGUGUACGCCCUUCUGGUGGACACCGAAAAUGGGGACAUCAAAUAUGUCGACGCUGUGAAGGCUCUCAGUUACCUCACCAAGUACAUCUCGCACAGCAGCUCCCUUUUCGCUGCCGUUCGGAAGGAGAAGAACUAG